This is a messenger RNA of Auxenochlorella protothecoides, 2298 nucleotides long. Its product is annotated as Exportin-T. Gene Ontology annotation, cellular component: cytoplasm; nuclear pore; nuclear matrix. Gene Ontology annotation, molecular function: tRNA binding; small GTPase binding. The record is from RefSeq and is a predicted model, not a curated record. Bases 1 to 2298 code for a protein of 765 amino acids. Gene Ontology annotation, biological process: tRNA re-export from nucleus. The transcript has 9 exons. Lineage: Eukaryota; Viridiplantae; Chlorophyta; Trebouxiophyceae; Chlorellales; Chlorellaceae.
AUGGCCGACGACUUCGAGAAGGCGGUGUUCUACGCCUUUGCCCAGCCCGGCACUGCCCCCGCCGACGUGUCGGCCCGGGCCGGCGCCGCGCUGGAGGCCGCGCGCGCGGGUCCCCAGGCCUGGGCCCUCUGCCUGGCCCACCUUCGCUCCUCGGCCCACGCUGAGGUAAAAUUUUGGUGCCUGCAGACGCUGCACGGCCUUGUGGGCGAGCGGUACGGCGAGCUGGCCCCCGACCAGCGUGACGCGCUCAAGUCGGCGCUGGUGGGUACCGCGCUGGGCGACCCCGGCCUGGCCCCCUUCCUGCGCGCCAAGCUGGCGCAGGUGCUGGUGGGCGUGGCCUGCCGCGAGUUCCCCUCCGCCUGGCCCGCCUUCUUCCAGGACCUGAUCGCGACGCUGCCCGCUGGCCCCCCCGCCGCCGACCUCUUCUGCCGGGUGCUGGUCGCGGUGGACGAGGACGUGGUGUCGCUGGAGGUGCCGCGCUCGGCGGCCGAGGCGCGCGCCAGCAUGGCCUUCAAGGACGCCAUGCGCGACCUGGCGCUGCCCGACGUGGCGGCGGCGGCCACGCAGCUGCUGGCCGCCAGCCACGCGGCCGACCCGCCCGCCGCCGCCGCGCUGCUCCGUGCCCUGGCCCGCUACGUGCACUGGGUGGACAUUGGCCUGGUGGCCAACGAUCGCUUCGUCCCGCUGCUCUUCGGCGUGCUGGGAUCGCGGGACGAGGGCCUACGCGCCGCCGCAGCGGGCGUGCUGAUCGAGAUCGUGGGCAAGCGCAUGGAGGCCGAGCCCAAGCUGGCCCUCAUCCAGCAGCUGGGCGUGGUGCCGGAGGCCGCCAAGUGGGCUGAAGGCCUGCCGGGGGCCGAAGACGGCGACGCCGGGUUGCUGGCCUGCCUGGCGACCGAGAUCCUGGAGGCGGUCAAGAAGAUCGAGAACGCGGUGCUGUCGAUGGCGGCGGUGGGCCUGGCCGUGGACGACGAGGCGGGGCGCGAGGCGGAGGCCAGCGCGCGCGGCGCCUGCGCCCUGCUGGACGCACUGUUCCCCGCGCUGCUCCGCGCGCUGGGCGGCGGUGGGGAGGAGGUGGUGGCCGCCGUGCUCCCUUUCCUGCUGUCCUACGUAGGCUGGCGCCGGGCCGCCUACCUGCUGUGCCGGCUGACAAAGGCGCUGCGCGGGCCGCUGCGCGGCGCGGCGCAGGGUGUGCUGGCCGCGCUGGCGCCGCACCUGGCGGCCAUCGCAGCCUCGCCCGCGGCGGAGCUGCCGGGGCCGAAAGCCGCGCCGGGGAGGGGGCCGGGCGGCGCCGCGCUCACCGCCGUGGACGACAGGCUGUACGCCUUUGAGGCGGCUGGGCUGCUCCUGGGCCAGGAGGAGAUGGAGGCGGGGGUGGAGGCCGCCUGGCUGGCCGCCGUGCUGCAGCCCCUCACGCGGCAGAUCGAGGAGGCGCUGGGGGAGGGCCCGGGCCCGAGCAACGGCUCAGCUGCCCUGGUGCCACCAGCGCUCAUGGUGCAGCAGGCGCUGGAGGGCAUCACCCGCGUGGCCAAGGGAUUCUCCUUGCGCCUCUGCACCGAGCUGCGCCCCGCCCUGGGUGCUGAGUUCACGCGGGCUCUGCGCUGCGCCAUCCAGGUGCCGCGCCGGCUGCCCGGUCACCGCGCGCUGCGCGCGCGGCUGCUUUCCUUUCUCCACCGCAUGGUGGAGACGCUGGGGCCCGCCUCCCUGCCCUUCAUGCCCGAGGUGCUGCAGGCGUUGGUGCGCGAGGGAGCUGACGCCUGCGAGCUGGCCGACGCCCUGAUCCUCCUGAACCAGCUGAUGUCGCGGUUCCGGGACGGCAUGGCGCCCCUGAUUCGGGACAUCCUGCCGGUCCUGCUUUCUUGUGUGCAUGCCGUGCUGGGGCCCGACUGGGACUGGUCUGGUGCGGCUGUCCCCGGCUCGCCCCCCGCCGCGUCUGCCGAGACGGCCCGGGAAAAGGAGGAGCUGCAGCGCGCCUUCUUCGCCUGCCUGCUCUGCGUCGCCACGAUGGGCCUGGCGGACCAGCUGCUCGCGGCUGGGUCUGCCACACUGGACGGCGCGCUGGGGCCCCUCCUUCAGACCCUGCAUCGCCUGCUGAGCGUCUGGAUGGAGCCCAGCAAGGAGUCUGGCGCCGCCAUCACCACCUUUGCCGUCGAGAAGUUUGCUGGGGAGCUGGGCUGGCCGGCGGCGGCUUCCACCCAGCUCCUGCAGCUCAUCGCCGACGGCGACCAUAAGGUCCUACGCGAUUUCCUGAGGCAGGCGCUGCAGCAGCAGCCCCGGCCUGCGGCCGCCAAGCUGGACUGA